Molecule: messenger RNA, 930 nt
Organism: Medioppia subpectinata
Lineage: Eukaryota; Metazoa; Arthropoda; Arachnida; Sarcoptiformes; Oppiidae
Source: the annotation of a GenBank genome assembly
GUACUAACUAUUAAGUUUACCCUUGGACAUUUGCACAUUUCUAUAUUAGAAUAGCUUAAAGGAAAUAAUAUUAACAAAUGAUUAGAUAUUAAACUAUAAAUACUGUAUUACUAGAAGUGAUUUGAUCUACAAUUAAGAUCUGUUAGUGAUUUAUUGGUUAACAUAAUGUCUACAAUGAGUGGAUUAAAGGCAUGGAUCGGACCGUCGAUUCUCAACGCAGACUUGUCUUCAUUGGCGACUGAAUCUCAGAAACUACUCAAUAGUGGCGCCGAUUAUCUGCAUUUGGAUGUAAUGGACGGCCAUUUCGUACCUAACUUGACAUUUGGUCACCCGAUGGUGUCGUGUCUGCGAAAGGCAGUGCCGGUGGCCCUCUUCGACAUGCAUAUGAUGGUGAGUGAGCCCAAGCGGUGGAUCCAACCCAUGGCUGACGCCGGAGCCAAUCAAUACACGUUUCAUUUGGAAGCACUUAAUGGUGAUAAUGAAGUGAAUGAUUGCAUUCGACACAUACGUGAGGCAGGAAUGAGGGCCGGAGUGGCCCUCAAACCCAAUACUCCCGUCCAAAGCGUGUUUCCUUUUGUUGAGGACAUCGAUUGCGUACUCGUUAUGACAGUUGAACCCGGAUUUGGCGGACAAAAGUUUAUGUCAAAUAUGAUGUCCAAAGUGGAGGCUUUGCGACAGAGAUAUGCAAAGCUUGACAUCGAAGUGGACGGAGGCGUCGGACUCAACACAAUCGGCGAGUGUGCGGACGCGGGCGCCAAUUGGAUCGUUUCGGGAACUGCUGUCGUCAACGCACCCCUUCCUCAACAAGUGAUCCGUCAGAUGCGCGAAGUGGUCAACGAAGCCAUACAGAGGGCACAGUUGGAGAGAUAAUUACAUUUUAUACCAAUAAUACACUCAAUGAUUAAAUUGAUUCACGAUUGUCAAUGUCGU